CCCAGAACAGGAGGAGUCCUCAGAAUCUGAGAAACCCAUCUCUGAGCCGGAGUCCACCCUCCACCACUGACACAAUGACCCCCUCGUGCUGCUCCCCGCACUGUCAGCCCACCUGCUGCAGGACCACCUGCUGUGAGUCCAGCUGCUGCAAGCCCUGCUGCCCCCCUACAUGCUGUCAAACCACCUGCUGCACCACCUGCUGCAAACCUAUCUGUGUGACCAGCUGUUGCCCGCCCACCUGUUGCAGCAAACCCUGCUGUCAGCCCACCUGCUGUGGCCAGUCUUGCUGUCAGCCAGCUUCCUGUGCACCUGUGUACUGCCGCAGAAUCUGCUACCACCUCACGUGCUGCUGCCUGCCUGGGUGCCAAGCCCAGGAAUGUGGAUCCAGCUGCUGCCAGCCUUGCAGCAGCCCUGUCUGCUCUCAGACCACCUGCUGUAGGACCACCUCCUGCCACCCCAGCUUCGUGUCCAGCUGCUGCCAGCCUUCCUGCUGCUGAUCACUUUGCUAAAGAAUCACUGUCUCUCUAACCAACCUUCUCAUCACCUGAUUUGGCAUUCCAGAACAAAUUUUACUUCCAAAUGUUGCUACAGCCAAUGUUCUAUCACCAAAUUGUUGUUAUUAAUCUCCCUGGUUAAAAGGUUGAGAAUCAGCUUGGUAGACUGGGGAGGACUUCCCCUUGAUUCUCUUCCUCCUGUGUAUAUGAGUCAUGUUCCACGUUCCUGCGUCCUUGAUAUGGAGUGAUGGUCUCCACUUUGACUCGGAAAUCAGGAUCUUCAUCUUCCCUCUACAUGUAACUAUGAAGACACAUACUCAUGACUUUCUUCAGUUUCUGCUGCUAUCUUCAUAAUAAUCUUCAUAAUCAUGUUCCUUUUCAAUGUACUCAUCAUUCUCAUAUCCUGCUUUCUUCUUUUUAUGAUCACUUCUAGUGUCUCCCAGAAGCAGGGAAUCUUACCUGAAUUUCUAAAUGACCCUUGUGCCGCUAUUCAUGUCAUAUUGUGCUCUGUGUUCUUACGCAACAUUCAUGAUGUGAGGAUUUACACACAGACGCAUAUGCUAUGAAUUAUUCAUUCUGAGCUCAUACAAUGCCCCACAUUUACUAUUUCUAUUUCGCAUGAGAAAAUGACCAACUUGGUAGAUUGCCUCCAAGUGAACACACUCCUGUCACUCUUACCAGCUUAAGAAAUAGAACUUGCUGUCUUCAAAUUCUCUCACUCAUUCCCAAAUGUAGGCAAGUUCACAAUUUUUCUAAACUUGAUAUAAAUGAGAUACUAUAUAAUUGGCCACUUGUUCUUUAUAUUAGGAUUGUGACACUGAUCCAUGUAAUAAUCUGAAGUUCAUUUAAUCUCCUUACUGUAUCAUCUUCCACUGAAUGCAUAUGACACCUUUCAUUUGUUUACUACUGAUAUAUGUGUGGAUUCUUUGUAGCCUGGGGCUAAUAAAA
Molecule: messenger RNA, 1442 nt
Organism: Capra hircus (goat)
Lineage: Eukaryota; Metazoa; Chordata; Mammalia; Artiodactyla; Bovidae
Product: keratin-associated protein 9-3-like
Cellular component (GO): keratin filament
Source: RefSeq, a predicted model, not a curated record